Messenger RNA from Hypanus sabinus (Atlantic stingray), 6922 nucleotides. Its product is annotated as zinc finger protein 850-like. NCBI's taxonomy places the organism in Eukaryota, Metazoa, Chordata, Chondrichthyes, Myliobatiformes, Dasyatidae. The transcript is spliced from 4 exons. The record is from RefSeq and is a predicted model, not a curated record. The coding region runs from base 1185 to 3314 and encodes 709 amino acids.
UUUCUCCACUGAGAUUGGGUGGGACUACAACCAGAGGCCAUGGGUUAUGGGUGAAAGGUGAAAUGUUAAGGGGAGCAUGAGAGGAACUUCUUCACAUAGAGGGUCAUCCGGCUGUGGAAUGAGCAGCCAGCACAAGUGGUGCAUGCGAGCUCGAUUUUAACGUUUAAGAGGUUUGUGUAGAUACCUGGAUGGUAGGGGUGUGGGAGUGGGCUGUUUAAAUAGUUCAGCACAAACUAGAUGGCCCAAAGGGCCUGUUUCUGUGUUGAAAUUUUCUAUGAUUGCGACAAGAACCUGAAAUAAUACAAAAAUUCACUCUAAGUCCUUUUAACAGAUGUGCGGCCAACCAGUCAUUUCAGCAGGAAUUUUUUAAAUGGCGUUAAAAUUGUGGCAUUUUGUUAAUAAUACACAAGAGAAGAUCCCAGCUGCAUGUCAAGAAAGACAAUUUGCAUGAGAGUGUUUCAGUCACUGUGGGACAAGGAACACGUGCCGCUCAGCAGGAGCCAGGAAUAAUACCAAUGGAGGGAGUCAAAAUGAGCCAGGUCACAGAUUGGAGACGACAGAAAUGCUCCAUUGUUAUUGAGACAGGAAGAGUAUCAGGGAAUUGAUGGUCAUUCCAGGUUCCAGCACUCUACCCAGUCAGGAGAUGAUUUCUCUGUCCAACUUAGGGUGAACCUCACUGUAACCGUGUGAUACCAGAUCAAACCUUGGCAACUCAAGUAAUCUCAUCUGAAAUGUUGUCCUAAACCCAUUGAUGGAUUUUGUAAAUUUUUUUACAGGUUAAAAAUGAGAAGGAAUUCAUCUCCAGGAAGCUCAAAAACGACACGCCAGUUUUGUUGUCUCUGCCUAGAUACUUAAGAAGUGGAGCAAGGGAUCCAAUUGUCCACCCUUCCUGCUCAGACUGUGGGGAGGAAUUCACUCGGUGAUUUUGACCAACUGGCACGCCCAUCAUUUUACACAGGAAAAAGGACAUUCACCUGCCAAGACAGUGGGAAUGGAUUCACUCGGUCAUCUCAACUAAAGGUACAUCAGCAAGUUCACACUGGACAAGGCCAUUCACCUGUUCUGUGUGUGAGAAGGGGUUCAGUCGGUCAUCCCACCUGUGGACACACCAAUCAGUUCACACCGGGCAGAGGCUGGUCUUCUGCAGAACUUCUGGGUAAGGAUUCACUCUGUCAUCUGACCUAAUGGCUCACCAGCGAGUUCACACUGGGGAGCGGCCGUUCACUUGCUCAGUCUGUGAGAAGAGAUUUACUCAGUCAUCCAACCUACAGAGUCACCAGCGAGUUCACACUGGGGAGAAGCCAUUCACCUGCUCAGUCUGUGGGAAAGGAUUCACUCUGUCAUCCACCCUACUGGUACAUCAGCGAAUUCACACUGGGGAGAAGCUGUUCACCUGCUCAGACUGUGGAAAGGGAUUCACACUGUCAUCCCGCCUACUGGUACAUCAGCAAAUUCACACUGAGGAGAAGCCGUUCACCUGCUCAGUCUGUGAGAAGAGAUUUACUCAGUUAUCCAACCUACAGAGUCACCAGCGAGUUCACACUGGGGAGAAGCCAUUCACCUGCUCAGUCUGUGGGAAAGGAUUCACUCUGUCAUCCACCCUACAGAGACACCAGCGAGUUCACACUGAGGUGAAGCCAUUCACCUGCUCAGUCUGUGGGAAAGGAUUCACUCUGUCAUCCACCCUACAGAGUCACCAGCGAGUUCACACUGGGGAGAAGCCUUUCACCUGCUCAGUCUGUGGGAAAGGAUUCACUCUGUCAUCCAACCUACAGAGACACCAGCGAGUUCACACUGAGGUGAAGCCAUUCACCUGCUCAGUCUGUGGGAAAGGAUUCACUGUGUCAUCCAUCCUACUGGUACAUCAGCGAAUUCACACUGGGGAGAAGCUGUUCACCUGCUCAGACUGUGGGAAGAGAUUCACUGACUCUUCCACCCUACGGAGACACCAGCGAGUUCACACUGGGGAGAAGCCGUUCACCUGCUCAGAAUGUGGGAAGCGGUUCACUCGGUCAUCCAACCUACGGAGACACCAGCGAGUUCACAGUGGGGAGAUGCCGUUCACCUGCUCAGUGUGUGGGAAAGGAUUCACUGACUCUUCCACCCUGCAGAGACACCAGCGACUUCACACUGGGGAGAAGCCGUUCACCUGCUCAGACUGUGGGAAGAGAUUCACUCGAUCAUCUGACCUGCUGGCGCACCGACGUGUUCACACUGGAGAGAGGCCAUUCACCUGCUCAGACUGUGGGAAGGGAUGCAGUCAGUUAUCUGCACUGAAGGUACAUCAGCGAGUUCACACUGGAGAGAGGCCAUUCACCUGCUCAGAUUGUGGGAAGAGAUUUACUCAGUUAUACAACCUACAGAGUCACCAGCGAGUUCACACUGGAGAGAGGCCAUUCAUCUGCUCAGAAUGUGGGAUGGGAUUUGCUCAGUCAUCUCACCUCCUGAGACACCAGUCAGUUCACACUGGGGAGUGGCCAUUGAACUGCUCAGAUUGUGGGAAGGGAUUCCCUCGGUUAUCCCAACUACUGGGACACCAGAAAGUUCACACUGGGGACAGGCCUUUCACCUGCUCAGAAUGUGGGAAGGGAUUCAGUAAUUCAUCCCACCUACAGAGACAUCUGCGAGUUCACACUGGGGAGAAGCCAUUCACCUGCUCGAACUGUGGGAAGGGAUUCAUUCAAUUAUCUGAUCUACAAAAUCACCAGCGAGUUCACACUGGGGAGAGGCCAUUCACCUGCUCAAACUGUGGGAAGGGAUUCACUCAGUUAUCCACCCUACACAGUCACCAACGAGUUCACACUGGGGAGAAGCCAUUCACCUGCUCAGUCUGUGGGAACGGAUUCAGUGAUUCAUCCGCCCUACACCGUCACCAACGAAUUCACACUGGGGAGAAGCCAUUCACCUGUUCAGAGUGUGGGAGGGGAUUCACACAGUUAUCCAGCCUACACAGUCACCAACGAAUUCACACUGGGGAGAGGCCGUUCACCUGCUCAGACUGUGGGAAGGGAUUCAUUCAAUUAUCUGAUCUACAAAAUCAUCAGCGAGUUCACACUGGGGAGAAGCCAUUCACCUGUUCAGAAUGUGGGAAAGGAUUCACUCAGUUAUCCAGCCUACGCAGUCACCAACGAGUUCACACUGGGGAGAGGCCGUUCUCUUGCUCAGACUGUGGGAAGGGAUUCACUCAGUUAUCCAGCCUACACAGUCACCAACGAAUUCACACUGGGGAGAAGCCGUUCACCUGCUCAGACUGUGGGAAGGGAUUCACGCUGUCAUCUAAUCUACUGAGACACCAGCGAGUUCACACUGGGUAGAGGCUGAUCACCUGCUCAGUCUUUGGUCAGAGAUUUUCUCGGCCAUCUCCACCAAAUGUGCAUGAUUGUCAAGUCAAACUUGAGUUUCAGGAAGGUAUCAAGGAAGAGCAAGAAUUCACUGGCAGAGAGGACGGAACCUACUGCCUGAGGGCGGUUUCUGCCCAGAACAUUUGGGCGGACCCCGCAACGUCACAGUGGCAGUCCGAGAGCAGCGUCACAUCGGCAGCCAGGAGCAGCGUCACAACCCGCGGUAAGAUGCCGAACUUUAAAUAAUUGUUGAGACUGUUUCAGGGAAAGGAGCACUGCUGUCACUGCGUUUGGGUGAACUCCGCCACCGGGAUCAUCGCAUGCAGGGACUUCUUGAAACCGGUGCGAGGCUUAAGAAGAGCUUGCGAACCUUCGAGAGAGUUCACCCAGUUUGGAACCAUAACGGUCCAGUAGAGAAACAGAGGUGCAGGUCCAAAAUCAUCUCCAAAGUCCGAGAGGCAGCCAGUUUUUCACCUGAUCCUAAUGCUAAUGCUACUGCCACUGCCUUAUGACUAUCCUUGACUAGACUAAUGACUGACUUACCGCUGAUUAUUUAUGACUACUGACUAAUAAUUACCAACUGCCACACUUGCGAAAAUAAAAAUAAAAAAGGAAGAAGAAAGAAAGUUGUUUGGUCAUUGAGUGGAAUCCGGUUAAAACCUUCAGGUAGGCGUAUUCUGUCCCUUUCAAGUGGGGAAGCUGCACAUGGGAGCAAGAACUCCGACUUGACAGUGAAAAUACUGCUUGACAACACUGUUUGACCAGGAAAAAGAAAUCUGGGAGCUUUGAGCUGGAACAGCAAGAGCAAUAACCUGGAGUCCUGAAAUAGGAAGGAAAUCAAGUUCAGAUAAAACAACAUCAAAGCAUCACUAAAAAGUUGUACUCUCCCCUGCAGAGGGAAUCAAACAUGUCUGAUCAAGCUAUUGGGAAAUCAGUUGAGCAACUCAAGCUAGAGAGAAUGACAGCAAAAAGAUUGUUUUCUUGUCUGGCUAACAGUAUUACCAGGACCUAUGAAGACAUGUCUGAAGAGGAGCUCAGAGUGAGUUUCAAUAAACUCACAAUAGAAGCCCAUGAAAGCCAAUGACGAUGCGGAGGCCGGACUCACUGCAGAAUGGGAGGUGGAGCUGAACACAGAGAAAGUAGCUGUGUUAACUGAACAGCAAAAAGCUGAUCUGGCAAAGACGGCAAAUGAGUGUGAGUUGAAACUGAAGGAAAUCAGAAGGCUGAUCUGGGAGACUCUUUGGACCAACUUUGGAAAUGUUGAGUUGCUCACAGUACUACAAGCAGCAGAGGAUGAAUGUAAAGACGUCACUGCUGUACAACCCGAUGGCCACCAGGAGGCGGUCGGCUUCAUGCUUAACCAUCUGCAAGGAAUGGUAAAGACAGCGAAGGAGGUGGGAACGAUGGAACUGGCCGGGGGAUCGGAAGCACCUUCAGAGUCGCCUAAAGGGGCUCGAACUCCAAAUCCCCAAGCUGGUUUCCAAGAAGGCCCACUUCAUACAGGCAAGGAGAAAGGAGGAUGCUGAAAGACUAACACUGACGGCAUUGGGCUUUUCCUCCAAUUUUCCCACGCCAGCCAUCAGACUGAAACCGACGGCCAUUCCCAAGUUUACUGGCAGCAGACGUGAUUUUCACAGGUGGAGAAAGGACUGGGAAGCACUCCAGAGGCAGAGAGAGCUGACCGGUUCAAGAGAGGUGAAAAAGGUUCAACUGCUGGACAGUCUUGACGACAAAGUCAGAAGAGACCUUCGCCUCAAAACUUAUAAAACUGCAGAUGUCAUCUUCUGUGUUCUAGAAAACCGCUAUGGAAAUGGAGUGUGGAAAUCGGAAGUGGGAUAGUAUUGGCGCAGCAUGCGAGCCAAAAUGCGGGGGUUGUGGCUGCGGAAACUGCCAGCCAGGCGGCAAAGGAAUGACUCUUGCUGAAGAGAGGGAACUUGUAUACAAAUUCAUAUACAAAAAAAAUCAAAGCAAUAGUGAUAAGGGAGAAAGAAAGGCAUGAAUAUUGACUUCUCUAACUUCCGUUAAUGCCCCUCCUCCCCUUCUUACCCCAUCCCUGACAUGCUUAGUUGCCCAUCACUCCACUUGUUCUCCAUCUCCCUCUGGUGCUCCCCUCCACCUUUCUUUCUCCCUAGGCCUCCUGUCCCAUGAUCCUUUCCCUUCUCCAGCUCUGUAUCACUUUUGCCAAUCACCUUUCCAGCUUUCAGCUUCACUCCACCCGCUCCGGUCCUCUCCUAUCAUUUCACAUUUCCCCCUCCCCCACCUACUUUCAAAUCUCUUAGUAUCUUUCCUUUCUGUUAGUUCUGACGAAUGGUCUCGGCCAGAGACGUUGACAGUGCUCCUCCCAAAAGAUGCUGCCUGGCCUGCUGUGUUCCACCAGCAUUGUGUGUGUGUUUGAAUUUCCAGCAUCUGCAGAUUUCCUCGUGUUUGCACAAUAUACGAAGGAUACUUCACAUUAUGGAUCAUAUAUACAAAAAAAUAAAAUCAAAGCAAUAGUGAUAAGCGUGGACGCUGAAAAGGCAUUUGAUUCGGUUAAUUAGAAUUUUCUUUACAGAGUUUUACAUAGAUUUGGUUUCCAUAACAAUUAUUAAAACUAUACAGGCACUAUAUGACAACCCUACCGCUGGAUUAAAAUCAAUGGAUAUUUAAUCAAAUAGUCUUACCCUAGAAAGGGGCACAAGACAGGGUUGUGCAUGGUCAGCACUACUCUUCGCAUUAUAUCUGGAACCAUUAGCUCAAUACAUGAGACAAAGUGGGGAAUUACUAGUAAAGGGGCAGAGCAUAAAUUGGCUUGUUACGUGGAUGACAUUUUGAUCUAUCUAGGGCAACCAACAUACUCUUUACCUGAUUGAUGCAAUCCUUUGAACAAUAUGGUCAAUUAUCAGGAUACAUUAUCAACAUAGAUAAAACCCAAUUACUUUCAUAUUACUACAGCCCAGCAAGAGAAAUUGAAAGUAGAUAACCCCGGGCAUGGCAAACAGAGUCUUUCAAAUAUUUGGGCAUCAUUAUGCUAAAAGAUUAGGCAACAUUAUCAGAAUGUAAUUAUCAGCCUUUAUAUAAAAAGAACAUUAAGGAAUAUAUAGCAAGAUGGAACCUGAUUCCUUUCUUUUAGUUUCAGUUCAAGGAGUGAGUCUAUUAUAAUGAAUACACUGCCCAGACUGUUAUAUCUCUUUCAGCCCCUACCAAUAGAGAUUAAUCAAAAUCAAUUCAAUGAAUGGAACAAGAUGUUAUCAAGGUAUAUUUGGCAAGGUAAAAGGCCUAGAGUUCAUCUCAAAACUUUGCAAUUAGCAAAGGAAAAGGGUGAAUGCGGCCUAACUUCUCUUCGAGGUUAUUAUUUUGCAGCACAGUUGAGAGCUGUGAUGUGCUGGAGCAACCCAUCAUAUGACGCUCAAUGGAAAAACAUUGAGGAGCGGGUACUUCCCAUCCCCAUACAAGCAGUUUUGGCUGAUAAUAACUUGCAAAGGGUACUGAUUUACUACAGGGGACACGGCACACAGCAUCCACCAAAACGAUAUUUCUUUAGUUUGGCCGGGCUGCGGGUCUAUCACCCCCCAUAUUAAGCUGAGGGCCAAAGCGAGAGUUAC